Molecule: messenger RNA, 755 nt
Organism: Synchiropus splendidus (mandarinfish)
Lineage: Eukaryota; Metazoa; Chordata; Actinopteri; Syngnathiformes; Callionymidae
Gene: nop16
Product: NOP16 nucleolar protein homolog (yeast)
Exons: 5
Coding region: 92-610 (172 amino acids)
Biological process (GO): ribosomal large subunit biogenesis
Cellular component (GO): nucleolus
Source: RefSeq, a predicted model, not a curated record
ACAACGGAGCCCUUCAUCUGCACGUUGUGAUCACGGGCCAGAAAAAAAACAAAACUUUACCAUUCAAAACGAAGUAUAACAGAACAUUACCAUGCCGAAAACAAAGCGAGGAGCACAGAGGAAAAAGUUCGAUUACAACAGAGACAGGAAGAAGUUGAAGAGGAAGUUAAAGAAGAAAAACAACCCGAGGAUAGAGAGUGCACAGAUACGAAAUGCGUGGAGUAACAACAAGUCGACAGCUGGUAAUCUUCGAGACAUGGGUCUGGCAUUUGACCCCAAUCACAGUAUUCCCUUCAAAAUUGAUGGGGCUUCAGACAAGAAGCGAGUCCGUGUGGUGAGGAAGCCAUACGUCAUCACCCAACUGGAGGAAGAAGCCAAUCGCCCGAUCAAAAACACCAAGACGUUGUCAGCCGACCUGAUCGAGUAUGUUCAGUACAUGAUCCGCCAUCACAAGGACAACUACAAGGCCAUGGCCCGAGACGAAAAGAACUACUAUCAGGACACACCGAAACAGAUCAAGAGGAAGAUUAACGAUUACAUUCACUGCCACCCGGAUCAGUACGAAGCGUUUGUCAGUUCCCUGGCUCCUCUGGAACCGAUGGUCCAGUAGCGGGAGCUGUCCCUGGACUUGUGUACAGAAAUCGAGACUGAGACUAAACUCAACCAGGAUCUGGAUCUUUUUCUGAAUGAUCUGUUUCAUGUUUUUAAUGUUGCCUGUAACCGUUGAGUGUUUGAAUACACGAGUGCUGCUUUUA